AUGGUGGUGCGGGAGUGGGUGUGGACCAAUGGCGGAUUCUGCAGCACGACUGCGGAAAGGGCUUCCUCAGCCACGGAUCUGGAGGAGAUGGUGCGGCGGAUGAUCCUGGAAGGGCUCGGGGUGGCGAAGCACCACGAGACGCAGAGCGAGUCCAUGUGGCACCUGUUCCGGAUGUCCGAGUACAAGGCUCCUAAUUCCGACGAGAAGGUCACUGGGUACAUCACCCAUCAGAACACCAACUGGCUUAGCAUCGUGUGCCAGAACGAGGUGAACAGGAAUGAGAUGCAAACCACGGACGGUGAGUGGGUCCUCGUCAAGCCGUCGCUGACCUCACUCAUUGUCAAUGUCGGCAAUGCCCUAUCUAACACUAACACAGUUAACGCUACAAAGAAGUUAAUUUCCCCCAUCAUUUUGAUAUGCAAGAAAACUCUUGCAAUUCGUACCUCCUAG
This is a messenger RNA of Oryza brachyantha (malo sina), 450 nucleotides long. Its product is annotated as gibberellin 2-beta-dioxygenase 7-like. The record is from RefSeq and is a predicted model, not a curated record. Bases 1 to 450 code for a protein of 149 amino acids. The transcript has a single exon. Lineage: Eukaryota; Viridiplantae; Streptophyta; Magnoliopsida; Poales; Poaceae.